AUGUUACCUCGCUCUGAUGAUGUCCGUCAUGUGAUCCGGAAUCGAAGGAGAUUGCCUCGGCAACAGCGUCAGUAUGAUUGUUCCAGUAAAGCCAAUCGACAGCUGGUCAAGAGGAAUCCGCCGUCGUCUUCUGGUGGAACCGACCAUCGAAUCUCUUCACCCUCGACACUUUCACUCGAAAUGGAAGUAAGCUCAACAAAUAUUUUAGUCGUAUUUUCCUUUCAAUUGUACAGAAGUAGCCCGACCUCAUUUUCACUACUUGCUCGUGCUAUUGUGGCGACCUAG
Molecule: messenger RNA, 285 nt
Organism: Protopolystoma xenopodis
Lineage: Eukaryota; Metazoa; Platyhelminthes; Monogenea; Polystomatidea; Polystomatidae
Source: the annotation of a GenBank genome assembly